AUAGCAAUAACAGUCUGGAUACUACAAGGUUCAUUUGUCUGUAUAGCUGAAAUGUGAUAAAUGUAACCAUUGUCAUCAGUCUGUGACUAAGAUUUUUUGGAAAUGCCUUUGCACCCUCUCAGUUUUCCUUACCAUUGAGAGAAAGGUCGCUGCAGGGAUUCUGCAGCAUUGGCUGCUGGCUGCUUGGACUAGUAUGGAGAACAGAGUAGAGCUGCAGAGCAAACCACCAUUGAUCAGGCAGAUCAGCAUAGACUUGCAUUCUCCUUGGAUGCAGCACUGUGCUGUGAGACUCCAAGAGCAAGCAAAGAGGAAGAGCACAGGGAGCAGAGAACUUGCCAUGCAUUUUGAAGAUGAUAACGGCGAUGAAGACACAAAUCCCUCUGAAGGCCCACUGACUACUUCAGUGACAGAGCUCUCUGUUCUGGAAAGGCUAGGUCUGCACAGGGCAGCUUUGACAGACCAGGAUGUGGAGGCAGCCUUUGCCCAUCUGGCUCUGGCCUUCCGCUGUGACAUGUUCACACUGAGGCAACGAGUGCAGAUAGAGGAACGGGCCAGAGAUGCAGCUGAAGAGAAUAUUCAACAGGAGCUGGCAGAAUGCCAGGUGAUACUGCAGAAACUGGGCCUGGCCUGUCUGGACUCCAGAUGCAUAGCAUUGGUUGAACAACUGAAGCUCUGUGUAGCUGUCCUAGCAAGGGCAAUUGAGCGGGCAACAGUUGCAGCAGAGAAACUAGGAGCAGUCCAUCAGGAGGCACGCAUGAGUCGGGCCACAGACGUAAUGGUACAGCAUGUGGAGAACCUGAAAAGACACCACCAGAGGGAGCACACAGAGCUGGAGGAAAUGAAAAGGCUCAUACAACAGAACUCCCGGAACCGGCAGCUGGCAGAAAUCAGGGAUGAUGGUGAACAGAGACUGAAACAUCCUCCAAGACGAACAUUCCAACAGGGAUCAAUUCGUCGGCGAAUCAGUAUUGCAGUUGUUCCAAAACAGCAGCAGCAGUUUCACAGUGGGCGAGGCUCUGCAAGUGGACGAGGCUCUGCGGGGGAAGCAGCUCAACCAACAGCAGUGGCAGAGAAGAGCCCGGAAAGACAACUGCACUGCCUCCAAGAAGAGUCUUCUGAUAGUUACUUUAUCCUGCACACAGGAUCUUCUAGCUCCUCACACCAGAGUCUUCGUCGACCAAACAACACUGAGUUUGGCAUGGACAGAAACCACUGCAUAGAAGGGAAGGAAACAGAAUUUCAGAAAAGAAGUGCCAGUGGCAAGAUUAAUGGAGAAGAGUCCAAUGAUGGAUCAAACUGUGAGGACCUUGAUGAAGAAAAUGAGGAAUUGGAGCAGAAUGCUGUAACGUCCAAAGGAUCUAAAAUGGAACUUUGCAGAGCCUGGUUCUCUAUGCCCACAUACUAUUGGGUUUUGCUGUGGCUGUUCUUUCUGGGAAUUGUUUGCCUGGUUCUGAUCCGAAUAAUGGAGAUACAGAAGCAAUAUCCAUUUCCAUCAUCGUAGAGGCAGAAGAAACAGGAUAAACUGUGCUGAUAAUUUGAAAAGAGUCACAGAUAGUUUAAAUAUAAGAAUUAAAAACAGGAAAAAAGAAGGCAUUGUUGUAUGA
Messenger RNA from Heteronotia binoei (common prickly gecko), 1604 nucleotides. RefSeq names its product inositol 1,4,5-triphosphate receptor associated 2-like. The record is from RefSeq and is a predicted model, not a curated record. NCBI's taxonomy places the organism in Eukaryota, Metazoa, Chordata, Lepidosauria, Squamata, Gekkonidae. Gene Ontology annotation, cellular component: endoplasmic reticulum membrane. The transcript is spliced from 14 exons. The coding region runs from base 194 to 1501 and encodes 435 amino acids.